Molecule: messenger RNA, 3141 nt
Organism: Xiphias gladius (swordfish)
Lineage: Eukaryota; Metazoa; Chordata; Actinopteri; Istiophoriformes; Xiphiidae
Gene: klf8
Product: Kruppel-like factor 8
Exons: 7
Coding region: 343-1686 (447 amino acids)
Biological process (GO): regulation of transcription by RNA polymerase II
Molecular function (GO): DNA-binding transcription factor activity, RNA polymerase II-specific; RNA polymerase II cis-regulatory region sequence-specific DNA binding
Source: RefSeq, a predicted model, not a curated record
GGAGGAAAAGGCAGAGAGAGAGAGCCCAGCCCUUGAAUACACGGCAACAACACGCCGACAGAGAGAGAGGGAGAGGCACAGAGAGACUGGCUGUUUUUUGGGGGGAGCAAAAGGAGCCUUCGACGCUGCGGAUAUGAACUGAAAAGAAACACUGGGAAGAGGCGGGGAUCGUGUUCUUAUAUCCCGAAAAAAUUACUGUUAAAGGUGUUAAACUAGCCCCCCUGAACCCUCCUCUCUCCCAAACAGUUCUUAUUCAGAUAGAGCUACACCCAAAGCCCCGACCGACCCCCUCCUGCUCCUGCUGCUCCACCCCUCCGCCGCUGCACCGCUCCGGCAACCGAGAUGCACACGGAGACCCGUAACAAGAAAUGCCAGUCGACUCCUAAGCAGAAGAAGAAUGCUGUCGGCGCCCAGAAGAAGCAGAGGAGCCCAGCCAAGCAGAGCGCCCUGACCCGAAAACAACAACAACAGCAGCAACAACAACAACAACAACAGCCGCCGCCGCCGCCGUCGUCAUCACCUCUGCCACCUGCAGCCCAGGAAGAGGAGGAGAAGGAGGAGGAGCCGCUGACCAGGCCUCGGCCGCCACGGGAAGAGGAGGAGGAAUCGGGCGAGGAAGAGCGAGAGGAGGUGGCGACAAAGACUGUGAAGAAGAAGAAGAAAGGAAAGGAGGAAGAAGCGGAGGGCGACACAGACAUGCCCUCUGUACAGAUCAAACCAGAGCCAGAGGAGAUGGAAUGCACGCAGGCAGAUGUAGGUGUCGACUGCCCACAGCCAACAGACCUAAAGGUGAAGACUGAGUUGCCUGUUUGCAAGACAGAGCCCUCUUCGCCCCAGCCGUGCCCUGCUGAGGACCAGACUGAACCUGUCGACCUGUCCCUCAACAAACCCCGCUCCUCUUCGCUCCCUGCCUCUACAACGAGCGCCACAGUCAACCCUGCGCCCAGCAGUGCCGUGACCCAACCCAGUCUGUCGGCCACACCGGUCCCCUCUGCGGUACAAUCGAUAGGCUCCAUGGUCCUCUCUCCAGGCUCCAUCCUGGCCACGCAGGGCGCUGGGGGCCAACAGAUCCUGCACGUCAUUCACACCAUCCCCUCGGUCAGCAUGCCCAGCAAGGUGGGCCAGCUGCAGACCAUCCCCGUGGUGGUGCAGUCGCUGCCUGUUGUCUACACCACCAUGCCUACUGACGGCGUUGCCACGGCGGCCAUUACAGUGCCGCUCAUAGGAAGCGACGGGCGCUCAGAAGGAUCUGUUCGUAUUAAGCCAGGUUCAACGUCUCCGGUGGAGUAUCAGACUGACAGUGAUGCAGAGAGCGGUACAGAGUCUGGAUCGGCCUCCCUCAGUGCCCAGAGCCUCGACGCAGGGUCGGUCAUGGACUUGGAGCCCGUCGAUCCAGAUUCGCCGGACAUCAAGAGGAGGCGAAUCCACAUGUGUGACUAUGAAGGCUGUAAAAAAGUUUACACCAAGAGUUCCCACCUCAAAGCCCACAGGAGGAUACACACAGGAGAGAAGCCCUACCACUGUACCUGGGAGGGCUGCACCUGGCGCUUCGCCCGCUCCGACGAGCUGACCCGGCACUUCCGCAAGCACACGGGCAUCAAACCUUUCCGCUGCACUGAGUGCGACCGCUCCUUCUCCCGGUCCGACCACCUCUCCCUGCACCGCCGCCGCCACGUCAUGAUGUGAACUCCGCCCCCCCCCUCCCCAAAAGCCAACCUAUUACCCCCUGACGUUUCAAAAUCCCUCACAGCACAUCUUGUACCAGUGCCCCCCACCCCAAACGAACCCCUGCUACUUCCUGUUUCCCUCCUCACCUCUGCUGACCCCCCCCCCUCGUUAGGAUUUUAUGCCUCAUCAGCGGAUAUAAGAGACACUGUACCUGCUUCGUCCUCCUCCUCUUCAUCUUGAAAUUGCAGGAACAUCAGGAAUGUGUCUGUUUGUUUCUUUGUGUGUGUGUGUGUGUGUGUGUGUGUGUGUGUGCACAGUGGAGGUCACAGGAUUAUUUACUGUGUGUACUUCAAGUCAUCAUCAUCAUCAUCAUCUUCAUCUUCAUCAACAUCACCACCGUCCACCAAACGCCCCUCCUACCCCGAAACAAUCCCCUCCCUACCCCCCUCUUAACUCGAACCCUUUCGCGUAAUACGUCUCCUCAUCAGAAAGAGACGGAUGGACUGAAGGAGAUCCAGCAGCAGGGACGUUCAUCCAUCCAUCACGUGCAUCCAUCCAUCCGGAGGAGAGGAGGAAGAGGAGAGGACAAGAGGAGGAAAGACGUGUGCAUUGCUUUUCAACUGAAAGGACAGGGGGAAUCUUAAAUGGAUGUCUCUUCAGCUGCUUUGUUUUUUGUUUGUUUUUAAACAACAAGUUUAAUUCUGUACAUAUCCAGAGUUGGGAAGUAAAGUGAAGCCAAAAUUUCAUAUAUUAUGGAUUUUUGGAAGCAAAGGUGACUCCCUAAAAUGACCCAAACAGCCCUUUUCCACCACAAGAACGUUUUCCAGGAAGUUUUUAGGAACUCAGGAACUUCACUUUUAUUUUUUUUCUGACCCCGCCGUUGUGACGGCAGGAACCACGGCAAAAUUGGCAAAUUCUGAUCUAAAUCGGGAACGAUCAGGAAAAAACACAAAAAAAAUCGAGUAAGACUCUAAAUCUGAUGCCAAUCUUUGACGGGUGAAAGUGUUCGAUAGUCUGUCAGUGCUAUGGACAUUUUCCGUUGGUACCAGAAGACGCAUUUAAAAGAAAUCUUUAAAAGAUCCGUAAACCGGCUCAUUUCCCAAACUUCUCCAGAUACGGUGAAAAUGUACAAACAGGCUUUUAGUUCUUGGGGUUCCUAAGUCACCGGUACCGUUUGGAAAAGGCGCUGAAACAACCAAAACUGUCGGAUUAUUAUUUCUUUUUAAUUGCAGCCUUCAGAUAAAGUUUUCACUGUGUUUGAAAGCAAAGGCUUCCCAACUCUGUGCAUAUCAGUGUAUGGGUCUGUGUUACGUGUGUGUGUGUGUGUGUGUGUGUGCGCAAGUAGUGGGCUUUUUCAUGGCAGCUGAAGUCACAUCAAACACAUAUUUCCUCUUAGGGAAACUUACCGUAUCUGGAGUGUCUGAGGCCGAGAUCUAACGUAGUUUAUUUUGUCUUGACCCCCCCCCCCUCCCC